Molecule: messenger RNA, 1026 nt
Organism: Micromonas commoda
Lineage: Eukaryota; Viridiplantae; Chlorophyta; Mamiellophyceae; Mamiellales; Mamiellaceae
Exons: 1
Source: RefSeq, a predicted model, not a curated record
AUGACCCUCACCAGGUACGUCGUCGGCUCCUUCGCCGUGGCGGCGGGCCUGGUGUACCACGCGCUCAAGACUCGGGAGCAGUACUUUCCAGCGAUGCUGUACCUCUCCACCAGCAAGCUGAGCGUGGUUGUCAUGGGUAACCUGAUGUUCGCGCUGACCCUGUGCCUGGGUCACCUGCUCAAGUCCAUCUUCCUCGGGCAGCUGCGGGAGGCGGAAGUGGAGCGGCUGUACGAGCGGAGUAAGGACGCCAUCAUGGAGACCUGCCUGGCGAUGACCAUAUUCCGGGAGGAGUUCAACAUGAAGUUCGUGGUGAUGUUCGUCACGCUUCUCUUUGUCAAGAUCUUCCACUGGCUCUGCUCGGACCGCGUGGAGUACGUGGAGACGUCGCCGAGCACCACGCGGCUGGCGCACCUGCGCGUGUGCACCCUCGCCGCGUGUUUGCUCGCCCUGGACCUCACGAUGCUGCAGUACGCGGUCACCGAGACGCUCAGGGUCGGUCCGUCCGUCCUCUUGCUCUUCGGCUUUGAGUACAUCAUCCUCGCGUCCAGGGUGGUGGCCACCUCGUGCAAGUACCUCAUAUUCGCGAUCGACACGUGGAGAGAGGGUCGGUGGGACGAGAAGGGGACGUACGUGUUCUACCUGGAGCUCGUCACCGACCUGCUCCACCUCUUCGUCUACUUUUGCUUCUUCAUCAUCAUCUUCGCGUACUACGGCUUGCCCAUCCACCUGGUCAGGGACCUCUACAUGACGUUCAGGAACUUCAACCGGCGGGUCAAGGCGUUCAUCCAGUACAGGAGGGUGACCGCCAACCUGAACGAGCGGUUCCCCGACGCAACGACGGAGGAGCUCGAAGCGUUGGACGACUCGUGCAUCAUCUGCAGGGACGACAUGUCGGUGGACGCCCCGGGGGGCGCGAGGCCGAAGAAGCUGCCGUGCGGUCACAUCUUCCACCUGAGGUGCCUGCGGACGUGGAUGGAGCGGCAGCAGGCGUGCCCCACGUGCAGGGCGCCGGUGGAGCCGGAGGAC